AUUAGAUUCCUCAAUGAACCCGGAUGGAGCAGGACUUUCUCAUAGGUCACGUGAUUCGAUGUUUGUAGUUUUUUUUUUUACCGUAUGUCCGAGGCGGCUUUACGAUCAAUUCGUAACAUGGAUACACAGUAUGCCGAGCAAGCUUCAACGUAGAAAGAGCAAAUUCCUGCACUCCCAACACCGAGCCCUGUUGCAGAGAGGAUGUUCCCCGGCCUAGCCCACAGACCAUGGCAUGUCUUCUGCAGAGUGUCCCUGCAGCACAGGUCCUCCCUGUACCAGUGGUUCCCCCGAGGUCGGCAGAGUAGAAGCUUACAUGGCUCAUGGUUCAGCCUUCCCGACUCCCGUGUGGCAUCUUUGGGGCUGACCCAGGUGCAGUACUACUCUACCUCUGGUGAUAGUAAAGAUGGUCCUCCAAAAUCAGAGUCAGCUAAAGCCCCCCCAGCAGAGAAGGUGACAUCUGGUGCUGCAAAGGUCACCCCAACUUCAUCAGAGAAAGCACUCCAAGGGCUGAUGAAAGCUGAGACCAUUCAAGUCAAAGUUCGAGCUGUCCUCAAGAAAAGGGAGUAUGGAGCCAAAUACACUCAGAACAACUUUAUCACCGCUGUCAGAGCCAUGAACGAGUUCUGUCUCAAACCAAGUGAUCUGGAGCAGCUCCGAAAGAUCAGAAGGCGAAGCCCCCAUGACGACACAGAGGCUUUCACUGUGUUUUUGCGGUCAGACGUGGAGGCCAAAGCACUAGAUGUGUGGGGAAGCCAUGAAGCUCUUGCCCGAGAGAGGAAUCUCAGGAAAGAAGUGGAAAGAGAGUACGAAGAGAAUAUUUUUCGCAAUCAGCAGCUGUUGAAGGAAUACAAAGAUUUCUGGGGAAACACUAAGCCACGAUCCGGCAAGAGGGGAACAUUUCUACAAGGUCCAGGGAAGGUGGUCAUGGUGGCCAUCUGCAUCAAUGGUUUGAACUUCUUCUUCAAGCUUCUGGCUUGGGUCUACACUGGAUCAGCCAGCAUGUUCUCUGAGGCCAUCCACUCUCUGGCCGACACCUGCAACCAGGCUCUGCUCGCUAUAGGAAUCAGCCAGUCGGUCCGCAACCCGGACGCCGUUCACCCGUACGGGUUUUCAAAUAUGCGCUACAUCGCCUCCCUCAUCAGUGGAGUGGGCAUUUUUAUGAUGGGGGCAGGCCUCUCUUGGUACCAUGGCAUUAUGGGAUUACUGCACCCAGAACCAAUCGAGUCUUUGCUCUGGGCUUACUGUAUUUUGGCGGGCUCUCUGGUUUCUGAAGGAGCCACCUUACUAGUUGCCAUUAAUGAGAUAAAGAAGAGUGCCCAACAGCAUGGGAUGUCUUUUUAUGAAUAUGUCAUGCAGAGUCGAGACCCCAGCACAAAUGUGGUGCUGCUGGAAGAUGCCGCUGCCGUGUUGGGGGUCAUCAUGGCUGCUGGUUGUAUGGGUCUCACCUCACUCACAGGUAACCCGUACUAUGACAGUCUGGGCUCUCUUGGCGUGGGCACGUUGCUGGGCGCCGUUUCAGCGUUCCUAAUCUACACCAACACAGAGGCCCUGCUGGGACGCUCCAUACAGGCGGAGCAGGUGCAGAAGCUCACAGAGUUCCUGGAGAACGACCCGGCUGUAAGGGCCAUCCAUGAUGUAAAGGCCACAGAUAUGGGGCUGAGUAAAGUGCGCUUCAAGGCUGAGGUGGACUUCGAUGGCCGAGUGGUGACACGGUCUUAUCUGGAAAAACUAGACAUCGACCAAAUCCUUAACGACAUUCAGCAGGUGAAAACCCCUGAGGAGCUGGAGAACUUCAUGCUGAAACACGGCGAGAACAUUAUUGACACUUUAGGGGCUGAGGUGGAUCGCUUGGAGAAAGAGCUCAAGCAACGUAACCCAGAUGUUCGCCACGUAGACUUGGAGAUACUAUAGUGACUCAGAUUCAGCCAAGGAAGCAUCCUGCCGCACAAAGAACAUUAGAAGAAGGAAUAGACAAAGCCAAGCCCACCUCCACAGUCCUCCAGCCCCCCAGCUCUGACCAUCUCCACCACAAAUAAACCUGAAGUCUUACUCCAGAUCUGUCCCGAAGCAGAAACACGCCAUGUGUUUGAACAGUAAUUGUAGCAGAAAACAAGACUGUCAAACAUUUCAUUGAAUUUAAACAGAAAUCCUUCCAACCAAUCACUGUUUGCUUUGGCUUACAUUCCUCCGUGUUUGUUUCUGGAUUUUAACAAGGUCAAAACUCAGAACAGGACCAGUAUCAAUUACUAAGCUUGUACAUUAAUCUUACGUGUGAACCACAGUGGUAGUGUUUUCUUCACAAGGAAACCAGAGCUCUGCAUAUUUAAACAAACCUUAUUUAAAGGCUCAAUGUUAGACUAUUUUUUUCUUUCAAUAUACAACCUUUUUGAAGAUGGCUUAGUGCUGCUGGUUCUGUAAUAAGAAUGGUGGGAAGAUUUUAUUACUUAAAGAAAAAUAUGCAAAUUAAAUGGGUGUAAAGUUCCUCAUUUGAUUUCUAGUGGAAAUGAAAAAUGACUGUAUUGCUCCAAAGAUGAAGCCCUGAGUGGGGAGCGAAGCGUUCCAUCCCUUUCUCAUCUUUAUCAACAAAAAGCACAAAACAACUUUGUAAUGUCCAGGUUUUCAUCAAAUGCAAAAGGCUUCCUGAUAACAAUUCUUGCCGUUAGCCUGUAAAUUGUGUUUAUAUGGUAAAUUAUUAAGAAAAUGAAACCCUGUUUUAAUGCUGAUUAAUCUCUAAGCAUAGAUGUGCAAUUUUUUUUUUAUUCUGUGUCGGCACACAGCUGCAGCUCAGAAACAUCUGCCACAACUUGUGCUCUGCUUCAGGAGGUGGGCUGGAGUCAUAAGGCUCUGUUCAUGGACAAUGGGUUAAUGUAUAUUUUUGAAGGAGUCAGUAGGUAGAUAUUUUAGUGAUAUUGUUGCUGCUGAAGGACUUGGAAUAAAUUCAGAAUAAUUUAUUGAA
Molecule: messenger RNA, 2956 nt
Organism: Girardinichthys multiradiatus
Lineage: Eukaryota; Metazoa; Chordata; Actinopteri; Cyprinodontiformes; Goodeidae
Gene: slc30a9
Product: solute carrier family 30 member 9
Exons: 18
Coding region: 202-1911 (569 amino acids)
Biological process (GO): zinc ion transport; positive regulation of transcription by RNA polymerase II; transmembrane transport
Cellular component (GO): nucleus; membrane
Molecular function (GO): monoatomic cation transmembrane transporter activity
Source: RefSeq, a predicted model, not a curated record